Poecilia reticulata (guppy) is the source of this 2921-nucleotide messenger RNA. The record is from RefSeq and is a predicted model, not a curated record. NCBI's taxonomy places the organism in Eukaryota, Metazoa, Chordata, Actinopteri, Cyprinodontiformes, Poeciliidae.
AACCUGGAGGCGGGUCUUAGUGCUGUCAGUCAUGCCCAUGUAUGCUCUGAUAAAUGCGCUAAUGUUGGAAAAACAAUUUACCUUCACAGGACAGCUGUUAAUCUGUCAUCAUCUGUGGCUAUGCUUACUAGCAUUAGCAUUCAUGACCGGCUCUGCUGUGGUGAACCAGCUGUGUAGUAAUGAGAAAGAGGGAGCUUGUGAGCAGCACGUGCAGGAGAGUGAUUGACAGCACUAAGACCCUCCUCCUGGUUCUGAUUGGUUGUUGUUGAUGGCACUGUGUAUUUAUUGACAUGACAGCAGAAUAUAGGGAGAUUUUUUACACAGAUUAUCUGCCUCAUAUGCUUUUCUGUUUCCAUUGAGCGUUUUUUUUUUUGGUUUUCAAUAGCUAAUAGCAAUAGUCAUCAGAAUUAACAUAAAUGCUUAAAGGGUGCCACGUUUUAUGUAAUGUAUUGCAGACACUCUUCAAAUGAUCCCUCGUUUUUAAGAAAAUGUUCUAAUUUCUAAUAGGAGUUAUUUUCUUCAACACCGUCCACGAUCGGACUAAGUGUGGAGAAUUUAAAUGAGAAUGUGUAAAUACAAAAGGUCCUUUGAGAACAACAAUUUACUGUUCACUUCUUAUUUUAUAAAUACAAAUAGAAAAGUUGCAAGCAGUUCUAAACGGGUUCCAAGCCCAACCCAACAAGUCUGUCUCUGGCCACGCCCCCACUGCACUCAAACUCCUCACCUCAUUUUGUCAGAAUGUGGCUAAGGAAAAUCAAAGGUGCAUCAAAAACAAAUGCAGAGAUGCUUGUUUUAAGUGGAACUAAUAUUGCAGAGAGAUCUAGAACGUGAUAACUGAUAAAGGUAAUGUUUGCCUCCUGUUGUUCAUCCCUCCUGUAGCUGAGAGGAGGCAUCAAGCACACAGCAAUGCUAAGCACAGAGAGAAACUGAAACUGAAUAUUUAGCAGCGUCACUAACUCCCUCUGUCCCAACAACAGAUUAAUGAUGUCAGAACAUACGUCUUUGGGGUUUUGUUCCUGUCCAGAAAAGAGUUGUGACCUCUUCCUGACACAGAACUUCACCACCUUCAGCUUUUACAUUUUAGCCUGGGAUCGAACAAAGACAUCAGUGAUGAUGAGACCACAAGCAUGGAGAGCCAUUUGCUGCCUGAAGUUCAGAGUUAUCUACCUCCUCUUGACUUUGAAUGUCGUAAUUCUGCUGAUGUACGGAGACAAUUAUUUAAGAACACGUGAUGUAACCAAGGGAAAAUCCACCACCCGUGUUGCUAAAACCAGCUGCUCCUUCCAUUCACUAUCACCUAAGGAGGCUCAAGUGGCACAUUUUCUGAAACACUCAAUCGCCUGGCCCGAAACGCUUUCUUUGCCCCGUCACCUCUUCUUGAAUGACACCAGUGAUCCUGCUCAGAGUACCUUCACCAUUCUCCCACACAAACGGGGAAGUUGGUUUGUAGGGGACCAGCUGGAGGUUUUGAUAAAAGUGUCCGACUUCUAUGGUCGCCCCAAAACGUCCGGCGGAGACUUCCUGCUUGCUCGGCUGCACAACCCUACUCUUAACGCAGGUGUGGCGGGGCGAGUUUUUGAUCAUCGCAAUGGUACCUACACUGCUGUGUUCCCUUUACUAUGGGAAGGAAGCGCACAGGUUGAGGUGACUUUGGUCCACCCUAGUGAGGGAAUCGCCGUGCUGGAAAAACUGACCCGAGAGCAACCCGACAGAAUCUAUUUCCGCAGUUUUUUCCGUUUGGGUUCAGUGUAUAAAACCACAACCUGCAACAUAUGCCUCAAUUCAAGUCGGAGGCUGUGCAACUACACUGAUCCCAGCACAGGCGAGCCCUGGUUCUGCUACAAGCCAAAGAAUUUGAGAUGUGAUGCCAGGAUCACCCACUCCAAAGGAGGAUUCAGAGUUUAUCUCAGGCCAAUGGAGGAAGAGCUCUUUCAAAGUGGUGUCAACUUGAAGGUCUCCAUUCCAGCUUCAGGACCUGCACACAUCCAAGUUCUGAGUCAAUUUGAUUUCUUUUACAGAUCAGGUUUCAACUUUCCUGGGGACUUUCCUGGUGUAGCAAAAAAAACUAUGCAGUUUACCCCCUCUGGUUAUUACUACCAAGGUGCUUGGCGGCCACUAGAUGGCACCACCGUUCACCAGUUUCACUCCAUCACAGCAAUCAGCCAGUGUCUGAAAAACAAAGCAGUCCACCUGUAUGGAGACUCCACCAUUAGACAGUGGUUUGAAUAUUUAAACCAUUCGCUACCAGAUCUCAAGGAGUUUGACCUGCGGAGUUCCAACCAAACCGGACCGUUCCUGGCUUUGGAUUAUGCAAACAACAUUUUAUUGACGUUCCACAGUCAUGGCCCUCCUAUCCGUUUUCGCGUCGUCCCUGUCAGUCAUCUACAUUAUAUUGCCAAUGACCUGGACCGCGUGGUUGGGGGAACCAAUACAGUUGUAGUUAUUGGCAUCUGGUCUCACUUCAGCACUUUCCCCAUUGAGGUCUACAUCCGACGUCUGCUGAACAUUCGGAAAGCGGUUAUGCGGCUGUUGAGCAGGUCUCCAGAUACUCUUAUCAUCAUCCGGACCGCGAACCCCAAAGCGUUGACGCUAUACGAGACAUUGACCAACAGCGACUGGUUUUCGCUACAGCGUGAUAAGAUCCUCAGGGCAAUAUUCAAAAGAAUGAAAGUCAAACUAGUGGACGCCUGGGAGAUGUCUGUAGCCCACCACCUGCCACACAGCCUCCACCCACAACCUCCCAUAGUUGAGAACAUGAUAGAUGUUGUUUUAUCUUACAUAUGCCCCAAAACAGAGAAUUUAUAAAGAACUUUCUUGAAUGUGUUUUCUAUUGUCUUCUGUGGUGAACAUUGUCUGUGAACAGAUAACAGUUUUAUAAUAAUACAUUUUCCAAGCGGACUAAUAAAAUCUAACUGAAGUCA